UGAGGGGCUUAUGUAUCGUACGUGGAUCUCUGCUCUUUUUGCACAAGUGCUGAUGGCAGCCCUCAACCACAUGUGUGCUGGUACUGUUACGUCAUACUUUUAGAGAGCUUUAGUAGGUCGUGUGCCUUCGACACCAGUACAUCACAUGUAAACGCUGUCAUAUAACCUGUUGCGGAACUCUAGAGCGUCAAGGGUUACGCUGUGUGAACCCAGCUAUGGCCAAAUCACUUUGAAGUUAAUCGUUACAGUAUAACUACGCCAACCUGGCUCAUACGUAUCACUAAACCUGACUCUCGGCCAUGUCCAGUUAGUGAUUUGGUUAAUUCCAAGCCCAUCCUGGGCUCUAUCCAGAAAACUACAUAGUCCUUGGCGUUGCGUGCAUCGUCUGGCUCUUGCAAGAUCCUUCCGGGCAAUCUAUGAGUCAAGGCUAGUAUAGCUUCGAGUGGCAAGGCAGACUGGUUGGAGGUUUUCAUGGGCCUCUUGGCAUUCUUCAUUCCACCAACUCUUGCGGCAGGGACGUGUCCCAGAGACUCUGUGUCCUGCUGUCUUGAGGGCAUUCUCCAUCAUUGCUACCAGAGAGACUGCAAGUUCUUCCACUUCGCUGAUACAUGAGGCCAUUUUCCUUUGGUCAAUGGGCAAGAGACAUUGCGUCGAAUCCCGACGGACCUCACCUGUCUGUCGAGGAGGCGCUUGCUCAAUUAAAUGCAACUAGGGCCAACACGCUGUCGUCCCCCCGAAACGACCCCUACAUGUGUGGCAAUGUUCCCAACUUACCAGCUUAUGGCCCAGACGCUGUAGAGUGCAUUAACUACCUUGCUGGGUUAGGUAAUACUCUCUGCGAAGUGCAUGGUUUUUCUCUUUUCUGUAAACGCCCACACGCGGAAAUUGUAGGAGUUACUGGAAACGCCGGCUACGAUUUUAGUACUUGCCAGCAUGUAGCUCAAUUUGCGGGUGGUAUUAUGGAUCGCUGUUAUCAUGACGACCAUGUCCAAGGCCUUGCCUAUGUUACCGACAAUAUGGCAAUUACUAUUGAUGGUGUUCAAUCAUAACUACUAUUUUUUUUAUUGAGAACUAUCUAGUGCCCUUAUAGAUACUAGUAGGGUGGUAAAGGUCUCUAUUUACUCUAGCUAAGUUAGACUACUCUAAAGAAUCCUAAAAAGAUAAAUAAAGCAGGUGUAAAAGAAGGGAAGAAGCUGCAAAGGCUAUGGGCUAGUCUAAGUUGAAGGCUUGAUAGUAAGUAAUAUGUAGUCUUGGUAGACUAAAUGACAGUGGAAGGACGAUGACAAGCCAGGUUUGCCCGAUUUAGCAUAUACCAACAACACCAUUGUGAGAGACUUAUAGAGAAGAACUCUCACCGGUUCGUUUUUUUUAAUUGCAGAUAGUCUACUUAACUACUUUAGCUAUCUAUCCUCGAUCCUUUUAUUCUAUCUACCCUGGAUAUAUUUAAUGAUCCACCAUCUAGCCACACCUAGCGCUUUUGGUGUCGUAAUUGUGGUUUGUUACAACUUGGUGGUGAUUCUAGGGUAAUAUCCAGUUCAACUUGAGCCGGUAUACGCAUAUGGAG
This is a messenger RNA of [Torrubiella] hemipterigena, 1564 nucleotides long. The record is from the annotation of a GenBank genome assembly. NCBI's taxonomy places the organism in Eukaryota, Fungi, Ascomycota, Sordariomycetes, Hypocreales, Clavicipitaceae.